AGUUGUCUUUUAUCGGUCGGUUGGAGUGUACGUGACGGUUGUCGUUAUGUGACGGAUCGCGAGCUUCCGACAAAUUACAAAAAAAAAAAUUGUUGAUAUUAAACUAGUACUAUCUCAGUGUUAAUAAUGUGGCCGUUCCAUCAGACAUUUUUAUUUUAAUGGAUUAUUUUUGGAUACAAACUAUUAUUUUUCUCAUAGUGUUUAUUGCCGGAUUGUUUACUAUGGUCAUCGUAAGUGUUUUCAACAGGGAAACAUGGAUAUCGCGUCGAAGACGGCAGUUCACUGAAACAGUAAUUUUGGUGCAAAUGUACUAAAUUAAGCGAUAUUGCGUGCAAAAACGUCUACAGAUCGAAUGAAGUCGAAAAUCGGGAAGAUGAAAUAUUUGCCUUCGGGCGGACAAAAGGAAUGUUAUACGUUGCUUACAGCGAGAAGAAGAUAUAUGAAGAAGUUAAUGCGGCAGCACGUGGUGACUACGCCAUGGGCUUCAACAGCUACAGGGGGCGCUCGUGCUCAACAUGAAUUAUUCGAGCUUCUCGAGCGGGUACAGUGUUCCCGACUGGAUGACCAGAGGGCGGUGUUGCCACCAUAUUUUUCUCAGGUGUCGCGACCCGAAAACCGGCGCUCGGUUUCAGUAGGCGCCGCUGGGACAGGCUUGGAAAGGCACUCGUAUGCCGAGGGUCGAGUCCCAGCGCCGCAUGGGCCACCGCCUUCGCCAGGCGCAGUGGCAGCACAGCGAAAAGUCGAAGCAGCCUGCCAAGCUAGCAGAAAACUGCUCGAGGAGAUCCUUGCGAAACCUGGAACCCCACCGACGAUAGUCCUACCGCCUAACGGUGGUUACUGGGUAGAUGGAGUGGACGAUAUCCCACCUGAUGGCGAGGAGAGCGAGCCUAGAGCCCAGCCUGGCACACCCAGGCAGACGUCCAGGCGCAACAUCGACACAGACGACACAGCCAAGUAUUACAGGCGGUUCUUCCUAGGCAAGGAGCACAUGAACUUGGUUGGGUUCGACGAGAACCAAAGCCCGGUGGUAAUGUCCCUCAAGAAUGAACACAUGGCAGGCCAGGAUCACACAAGAAUAUUGUUAAGGCUACGUACAGAGACUAUGCAUGGUCUAAUCCCUACCACUAGAUCAGGCAUAACACCAUCACCUGCAAGAAUGGCUAAGAUGCUGAACGAACAAGUCAACGUGGACAACUUUAUGGCGGUGACAUGUUUAAACGCGUCGCCCCUUAUAGCGACGUACGACGAACACGUGCUGGUGAACAACUUUAAAUUUGGAGUACUGUACCAGAAGUACGGACAGACCACAGAGGAAGAAUUGUUUGGGAACAACGAAACGUCACCCGUUUUCGAUGAGUUCCUCGAGAUGUUAGGACAGCGGAUCAAGUUGAAAGAUCAUAAAGGUUACCGCGGCGGGCUGGACAUAAUGAACGGGCACACGGGCACGGAGGCGGUGUACGAGCGGUAUAUGGAGCGCGAGAUCAUGUUCCACGUGGCGCCGCUGCUGCCGCACACCGCCGGCGACGCGCAGCAGCUGCAGCGCAAGCGCCACGUCGGCAACGACAUCGUCGCGAUCGUCUUCCAGGAAAAGGCGACACCAUUCACGCCUGACAUGAUUGCUUCUCACUUUCUUCAUGCUUUCAUCGUGGUUACGCCCAUGGAGACGAUCGGCGGGGAGACCAGGUACAAAGUGGCCGUCACCGCGCGUGAGGACGUUCCAUUUUUUGGACCGACUCUCCCCCAGCCGUCCGUAUUCCGCAAGGGGCGCGAACUCAAAGAAUUUCUCCUUACUAAACUCAUUAACGCCGAGAACGCAUGCUACAAAGCCGCUAAAUUCGCCCAACUCGAACUGAGAACACGAGCAUCGCUAUUGCAGAACUUAGCUGAAGAGUUGAAGUGCAAAACGAUUGAGUUUCUUGGUACGGGAGUAAGAAUUGAACCUGUAGCAGUUUCACCGCAGCCGGAGGGAACGCCGAAACAAGAUGGCCCUGGAGCCAGGUUUAUAGACACUGUAAAAAAGGCCCUAAUUUACAAAGUAAGAUCACCCAGCGAUCCGUCAGGAGACAACAUGAAAAAUUCUCUCAACAAGAAAAUUAGUAUUCACGAGACACCCACACCUAAUAGUGGGCGGUCGAAGACGUCGGUGGCGUCGUCGUCGGCGUCGGCGGUGUCGGUGCGGUCGGCGGGCGGCUCGGGCGGCUCCAGCCCCGACGUCACGUCGCGCGCCGCGCCGCCGCGCCCCGUCGACCACAGCGACGACUCCAGCCUCAACUCCGUCGACCUCGACCCGCUCGGCACGCCAGUAUACGUGGACAGCGACACGGGCCUAGAGUCGAUGUCGUCAGCGGAGGCGGGCGCCGCGCGCGGCGAGCUGGCGGCCGCGGCGCGCGGCGACGCCGAGCUGCUGCGGCAGGAGGUGUGCCGCCUCAAGAACGACAAGUUGGACCUACUCAAGCAGAACAUUACGUGGCAAAACGAAAUAAAAUGCUUACGAGAAAGAGAGAUCAAACUGCAAGCAGACCUGUCCGCUUUAUCGAAAGAAGUGAGGAAACUUCGCGAGCAACAAGCCACCAGCACUGUUAUUCCAAAUCCAUCAUCGCAUGACUCCACGGCUUGAGAUUAUUAAUACUUCCGAUUCCCUCAAUAUAUUGCAUCCUUAUGAUUAUAUAAUUAUAUUUGAUUUUGAAGGCUUUAUCUCCAGCAGGAUUACAAAUUAAUAUUUAACUUAUUAAAGUUUUAUAUAAAAACGUGCAGGCGGUUUAGUUACGCAAUGUUCUGCUGAUGCUGUAUGAAAUUUAAACCAUUCUAUUUCGUUACAAUAUAAAGCUUUUGUAGUUUUAGAAAUGAUUGUGCAAUAUUCGUUCAUGUUUUGCAAUACCAUUAUUUGUACCUACGUAUUUUUUAUUACGUAGAUAUUUUUGAUAUAUUAUGACAAAUUCUAUUUAUAAAAGUGGCAAAUGUCACGUCAAGCUGGCCUAAUACCGCAUUAUUGUCUCUUUAUAUUUAUAUUCAUGGUGACGUGUGUGUGAGUGCCAGAAGUAUCUGCAUAAGGAAAAAAUCAAAAUAUUUACAACUACUAUUUCGAUUUAACAUUGCUAAUUGAGUUGGAUAAAACCAUUUAUAAGCUUCUAGGCAGUACAAGUCUCAGAUUUAUCUCAUCAUUCCAUAUCUCUCAUUUUUCGCUUCCUUAAAAAACUUACUUUUCUCAGGCGGUGGGGAUGUACGAAACCCACAGGGAGAUCCCUAUUUUGCCUUUAGGUUUCAAACAACUUUAAGUCAUUGCUGACUGAUUAAAACUGCUAUGAGAAUUAUUUAAUAUUAAUAUUUAUGAAUAAAUAAUAAAUUAGAGAGAAUAUAAUUCGACUCUUCUAUGUUGUACCAAAACGAAUAUUUCAAUUUCGUCUUUAGAUUAUUAAUUAUUAAUGUUGUGAUAAACUGUAAACCAUUACAGUUUUCCUUUCUUUCUAUCGAUAUUUUUGUGUUAACAAAGAUUCUUUAACAUAGAGGAUUAUAUAUUAAUAUUACAAAAAUAAUAGCAAAUGUGUGUUUAAAUAUUUAUUUUAUGUAUAGAAUUUAUAUUUCAAUUUAGAAGAAAUGUAAGAGUAUUUAAAAUCAGUUCGCAGGUUCAAGAGUUGUGCGAGCAAUUUUUAUAAAUUAGAAACCUAACAUACAGAUAAUAUUUGAUUUUGGUAUUUAAUAGCAACAUCGGAACGACUAUUUGACAUUCAACGUUAUAUAACAAGAGUUUAACAGUAGAAAACUUAUUCAAGUCGUUCUGUUUCAUAAGACAUUAGAAAAUCAUUCAAUGUUGUGACGUAAAGUAGUAAAAUUUGGUUGUCAUAUAUGCUAGAAAACGGUACCUACAAAAUUACGCCUUGAUUGAUUGUAGAUAACCUAUACUUGUUGGAGCAUUAGAAAAAUAAAAACGAAAUUAUGGAUAGGCGUGAUCUUAUAGUCUAUUAAAAUGUUAGAAUUUCCUGAACCUAUAUAGGUUAUACAAUAGGUACUUUCCCAGUAUCCACUUUACUCUCAUUUAAACAUGUUUAUAACUUUUAUUUUAUUUCAUCAGUGCAAUUAUUCCUUUAGACGAAAACAGCACAGAUUUUUGUUUCCUUUUACUUAAGUUCACCAGUUAUUGUAAAUAUAUUAUAACUGGUUUUAGAUUAUUAAUUAAUCAGUAUUUUUCUAAUUUAUGUUUAAUUUAAGCGUCAUUUCUCGAGUGUCUUUGAGUUUGAUAUGUUUUGUUGUUUGUAAUUAAUAUUUUAUACCAAAGUUAACAUUCCCCACUAUGAUAGUGUAGUUUUUUUAUAUAAUAAUUAUUACGAUAAUUAAUAAAGAUGAAGCAGUAUUCUUGAAUUUUUAGUUGACGGAACACUAACAUUGUUUUUAAGUUUACAUUUACUUUCGUAAUAAAUGUAAUCUUUUGGAUGUUUGUUCAACUGUUGAUUAUGAUUAAGUUAAUUGAAAAUAAAUGUUGAUUCGUCUUUUCUAGACCUAAACCAAAUAUUGCGAGUGCGGAGCGUUAGGAGAAAUAGUUUAUAACUUUAAGAGACUAUGGAAAUAUAUAAAUAGUUAAUUACU
Parnassius mnemosyne (clouded apollo) is the source of this 4581-nucleotide messenger RNA. The record is from the annotation of a GenBank genome assembly. Lineage: Eukaryota; Metazoa; Arthropoda; Insecta; Lepidoptera; Papilionidae.